This is a messenger RNA of Rubroshorea leprosula, 911 nucleotides long. The record is from the annotation of a GenBank genome assembly. Lineage: Eukaryota; Viridiplantae; Streptophyta; Magnoliopsida; Malvales; Dipterocarpaceae.
GGAGUUAUCUUUCUCUCUCAACUUUGAUGGCCAUGGAUAUCCCACAAAAGCUCAACCAAUACAGGCAACAGAUUUGGAGGAAUAUGUCAAUUAACAUCCUUGCUUCCCCAAAUCCCCCUCCUCCUUUGCAGCUGCCAUCUACUACGAGAUUACCACUACAGAUGUAUGUUGCUUGCUACUCACCCAUCGUCCAUCCCGGAGCAGAGGAAGGUGAUUCUUUGUAUUUAACAAGAAAAUAGAGAUCUAAGAAGGAUAACAAAAAUCAAGGAACCACAGAAAGAGGAAGGCAACACCAAAUCAAAAAAUUUCUGCUUGCCAGGCAAAUACCAAAAUGGGAACCCUAAAAUGGGAGGUCUGUAGCAUUUUGGAGAGGGACAGCAGUGGCCACAAGAGGUGGGCACGAAAAAAAAGAAAAAAAAAUCUCUCGAUCGUUCUCCCCUUGUAAUCCUCUUCACAGCCACCAUUACCAUUACCGUCUCAUCUUGGUUUCAUUCUCUUCUCAUUCUGAAUGGCAGCUCCAUCUCCAGGAUCAGGACAGCAGCACAUCAUCUCCUCCAAUCACCUUGUGCGGGGCACAUCAAAAGCUGUAGAACAGUAACUGUAGCCCCUGGGCCUGCUCGGUUUUCUGUCAUCUCUGCUACUCUAGUCUUCAUUUCCGGCGAGGUAGCUUUUCAGUCGACUAUGAAGUCAAGAUGGAGGCUUCAUCGCAGUCGGUGUGUGUGGAGAGAAUGCAGAGUUUGAAAUUGAAAUUAAUGGGUUUAAAGAUGAAGUUGAAAUAGACGGUUUUUAAUUUUUUGAAAUACCUAGAUGCUCUGUUUGGGAACAUGAAUUUGAUAGGAUGUAUUUGAAUUUUAGUCCUUCAAAUUCAAAAUUAGUGUUUGUUUUUAGUUAAAUAGAAUGUAAUGAGAUUU